This is a messenger RNA of Cyclopterus lumpus (lumpfish), 4109 nucleotides long. It is a transcript of the gene il6st, whose product is annotated as interleukin 6 signal transducer. Gene Ontology annotation, cellular component: signaling receptor complex; external side of plasma membrane; membrane. Bases 305 to 2980 code for a protein of 891 amino acids. The record is from RefSeq and is a predicted model, not a curated record. NCBI's taxonomy places the organism in Eukaryota, Metazoa, Chordata, Actinopteri, Perciformes, Cyclopteridae. Gene Ontology annotation, molecular function: cytokine binding; cytokine receptor activity. The transcript is spliced from 16 exons. Gene Ontology annotation, biological process: cytokine-mediated signaling pathway.
UUCACUGAGCAUUUGCACAGACCGCUAAACUCUCACUAGUGUACCAGAGACCCCACCAGUCGAGAGGUGGGUCCAUCGGUAUGAUCUCAGAUCGUGUCAGUGUGGCGCAGCACGCGCAACAUGUUGCCCCUUACGGGAAGUGUGGGCGGUCCUACCCCAGAAUCACUGGCUCGGACGGGACAAAAUAAUACAGUUUAAAUUCUUGUUUUGGCGACUUUUAGAUUUUAGGAAUAAAUAAAUAUGGUAUCGGUGUAACAGAGAGCACACAGGGACCAACAUUGAAGCCAGUUAGCUAGUCUUCAUCAUGGUGUCUGAGCGAGUGCUCCAGCUGUUGGUGUUAGCCUGCAUUGCCUCUUCUCUCCCUGCUCGAGCCGCUUCAGAAGACAACAGCCAUUUGUUGAUAGCCCCACAGUCUCCAAAUCUAGAGAUCGGGACCAACUUCACGGCUACAUGCAUGAUCAUCAACACAGACAAAUUCACAGCAGAUGACCUCUACUGGAAUCUGUCUCAGGCUACUGUAUCCAGAGACCAAUACACCAAGAUCAACGAGUCGGCUCUCAAUGUCACUGUCCCCAUCAUCGGUGAAAAGUCAGAGUGGUUAUUUUGCCUCUGCAAGAAAGUGUCGCCCUAUUUUGCCUUGAACAAAGACAAAUGUAUUCACGGGAUCUACCUUACGAAAGGCUAUCGUCCGGGGAAGCCUGAGAAUCUGUCCUGUCAGGCCGUUCAGGAGACUGAGUACAUCUCGACAACCAUCAGCUGCAAGUGGGACCCGGUCGGACAUCAAACCACAAAUGUCCCUACGUCAUACACACUGACUGUCGCAGUGUUGUUUUCUACAACCUAUAAUGUGUCAACCCAAGAAAACCAUGCCAUGGUGCAUUUUGUGUCCAGUUUCCCCACUCAUAUGAUGCUGGAGAUCUGGGUGGAGGCACACAAUAAACUGGGGAGAAUAGAGUCCGAGCAUUUGAAAGAGGAUGCCGGCUGGUUUGUGAAAACAAACCCUCCAUCAGACGUCAAACUCAUUUCAGAGAAGAGUUUCCCCACCUCCCUUCUGAUAAACUGGACUCAUCCUAUUCCUAAAGAAUAUCUGAAACUAACAUAUCAAAUAAGAUUCUGUCCAAAUGGAUCUCAAAGUUGGACAUAUGUACCUCUUGUUGACACUGCCAUGGAUAUACAAUCCUUCAGACUCCAGAACCUUCAGCCAGACACAGUAUAUGUCACUCAGGUGUGCUGCAAAAACAGUAGAAAUGGAUCUGGUUACUGGAGCAACUGGAGUACCAACGCUACCGUGAGAACAUCGGAGGACCGACCAGGUAAACCGGAUUUAUGGAGAAUCAUUGCUGAGGGUGACGGCAUAAACGAACGACGAGUGCAGUUUAUUUGUAAGGAUCCUGUAUUGGCCAAUGGGAGGAUAACAGGAUUCAACAUAAGGAUUCAAGACCAAAAGGUUCCCAGUCCAGUCAACCGGUCAGAGAGCGGCUCUUUCACUAUCCUUCAACAGAUUCACCUGGCUGACAAGAAAUCUGUCAAAGUAUACGUCACCGCUGACAAUUCUGUUGGGAAAUCUGUUGAGGCAUUGUUGGUCAUCCCAGAAAAAUCACAUGAACUCGCCCCAGUUGGAGAGCUGAAGGUGUGGCCCCAAGGGGGCCGACUGUGGUUGGAGUGGAAACCCCCGAACAGCACAGCUCUGUCGGAGUACGUGGUGGAGUGGGUCAGUGGUGAUCAGACGGACUGGCAGAGGGAAAAUAGAAACACCAGGCGCACUGCCAUUAAAGGCAACCUUGAGAAGUUUGUUUGCUACAACGUGUCUGUAUAUCCUAUGUACUCUGGACGGACUGGGAAACCAGCAAGCACAGCUGUCUUUCUGGAGCAAGGAGCUCCGUUGGAAGCCCCCGCAGUUCGAUUGAAUGGUAAACCAGGCCAUGAUGAGGCGGAGCUGGUCUGGAAGGAGCUGCCUCAACGCAGACGGCGAGGCUUCAUCACAAACUACACCAUAUUCUACACAAGUGCAACCAAAAAACAGAAAAUAACCGUGCCAGCUGACACCACCUCAUACACUCUGAAGUCAUUGACGGGCAACACCAAGUAUGACGUGUGGAUAAUAGCCUCAACCAUCAACGGCUCCACCGCCAGCUUCAAUCACUCAUUCACCACUCUGAAAUAUGCACCAGGAGAGAUGGAGGGCAUUGUGGUCGGCGUGAGCCUUGGCUUUCUGUUCAUUGUUGUUGUGACCAUGCUGCUCUGUGUCUACAAAAAAGACGCGAUCAAAGUGAAUUUUUGGCCCCGGAUUCCAGACCCUGGGGAGAGCACCAUUGGAAACUGGUCUCCUGAUUAUCCUUUGAAAGUGAGGAGUCCUUUUGAACUGACACACAUAAGGGCAGAGAGACCAAAGGAGAACGGUCUGUGUGGUGUCAGUGUGCUGGAUGUGGAUGUGUGCGAUGGAAAAUGCGUGUUUGAGGAGGACAAGGCCAGUCUGCCUCUGAAGAAGGACAAGUAUCUGUCUGAGGAGCACAGCAGCGGCAUCGGGGGCUCCUCCUGCAUGUCCUCACCUCGCCAAAGUGUGUCCGACAGCGACGAGGGCGGCGACAUGGCCGACACCACGGCCAGCACCGUUCAGUACUCCUCUGUGGUGGCCUCCAAUGGCUACAAGGGUCAGACCCCCAACUCCCAGCCCCAGCAGGCUAUUUUUUCACGGUCCGAGUCCACGCAGCCCCUGCUGGACUCUGAGGAGAACCCAGACACGUUGCUGCAGGAUGGCAGCAGACAGUCCCAUCGUUUCCCCCGAAGGCCCUGCUCCACACACACUGCGGGGAGCGAUGACGGCACCAACCCUGGUGACAUCAUGGAGCAGCAGGGGGCGCUGGAGUCUCUGGACUUCUGUCCCCUGGAAGAGGACUGUGAGCAGCCGACGGCAGACGGCCAGUCGGCGGCACCGGUCUCCAACUACAUGCUUCAGCUGGGAGGCUACAGGCCACAGUAAGAGACCUAGGUGUGUCAUCCUUGUGAAUGCUUCUGUGCCUUUUGUUAAAGUGGCAAUAGGCAAGUUGUUGGCUUAUCAUUACAAAGUAAAUGUUGAUUGCACGAUGUAACGGCUAUAGAAUAAUGUUUCCAUUGAUUCCCCAUAAGCCUGGAAAUGGCAGACAGUGGAUCAACUGCAGUAACUGGAAAGCAACUGUCCACAGCUCUUUUCCAAUGAUAGUUGGUAGCUCCAACGUCAUACCAAGCCCCCAGGAAGAGCGCUGGGCUUCCGUCAUGUGCAAACAAUUCUUAUUGUUUCCCAUGGACUUACAUUGGACUUCCUAGUAGGAACCCUUGAAUGGCCCUUAUUUAACGCAUUCAGUCCUAAAAGUUCUAAAAUGCCUUAAUAGUUGAAACCAGUUAUUUUCCUUCCUCUGUGCAUGUGAAUGAGAUCGAGACAGGAUCAAGGGCUGGGAGGCGGGGCUAAAGGCAACAAUGUUUUUUCAUGCUCUAUGGAUCCGGGGUUCUGGAAGAUCCAUACAUUUUCAUCAUUCUAUACUCAGAAGUCAAAUGUUUUUUGCUUCAUGCGCCACUCAACUUUCAUAGGAAAGAACGUCAUGCCAGUUCUCUUUAUUCAACAUUUGCUCAUUUUCAUAUCGUUGACAUAGUGGUGCAUUCAUUUGCAUAAAGCUUACCCCCGUACUGCUGGCAGAAGAGCCUGUGAUCACUCUAAACCGAUUGAAUGGCAAUAUGUAUUUGAAAAUGUCUUGCUAUUUUUUUUUCCCAUGAUGGUCGGAUAGUUGCCAGUUCUCAGAAGAAAAAUGCAAGCAAUCCUGUUAUCUUUGCAACAGCAUCAGCAACAAUAAUAGCAUUUGUAAAUGCUAGCGGGGAUUUGAAAAGUUGUCUAUUGCCACGUUAAUGUCACAAUAUUGUUUUCAAGUCUUUGAAGCAGUGAAGAGUCGUUUACAUGUGACCAAGUGUAACUAUUUCCAGAUGCUUUGGGAGAGGACUCUUUAAGGGGAAUUAGAGCUUGCAGCGGUAGUUUACUAGCUUUGCACUUGCAUAGAAAACCUCCACAGCCACAUCUUCGUAGUAAAUAAUACCCAAAACAUACUUGCACAUGUAUCUUCAGUAAAUGUUGCGUUUGUGGA